CUCCCUCCCCCCGCCCGCAGCGGAUGAAAACAAACAGCGGCGGCGAUGGCGGCGCGGCGGAGGCCGCGGCUCUGAAGGCAGAGGCAGCCCGAUCCCCGGCGCCGGCCCCGCGGCCCCACAGGCGCUGACACCCGCGGCGGAGCCCGCCGGCCGCCUGCCUGACCGAUCUCCGCCGGCUGACCGGCCCCUGCCGGCCCGGACCCCAGGAGGAGGAGGAGAAGGGCCACUGACUGGAGCCCCAAGGCGGCCGCGCGGCCCCUGAGGCUUGGAGGCGCCGGUACCGAGCCGGGGGCCGCGGGGAUCCCCCGCCCCUUCCCGUGCCCGUGCGGGGCGCUGAGGAGACGCCGGGACACGGCGGGGGAGCGGGGCUGCGGGCCCCUCCUGGGCAGCCGGGCCCCCGGAGGCCCGGGAUGAGCCGCCGCGCCGCCAGCACUGCCGCCCCCUCGCAGAUUGCCAUAUGCAAUGGACACUGAUCUCAGUUCCCAGGACAGGAAGGACCUGGACAAGUUCAUCAAAUUUUUUGCUUUAAAGACGGUACAAGUAAUUGUCCAGGCCCGACUUGGAGAGAAAAUCUGCACCCGAUCUUCCUCCUCCCCAACAGGCUCUGACUGGUUCAACUUGGCAAUCAAAGAUAUACCAGAGGUUACUCAUGAAGCAAAGAAAGCCCUGGCAGGCCAACUACCUGCUGUUGGACGCUCUAUGUGCGUGGAGAUUUCCCUCAAAACCUCAGAGGGGGACUCCAUGGAGCUGGAAAUUUGGUGUCUAGAAAUGAAUGAAAAGUGUGACAAAGAAAUCAAGGUCUCAUACACCGUGUACAACCGGCUCUCUCUGCUGCUCAAGUCUCUGCUCGCUAUAACCAGGGUAACUCCAGCCUACAGACUCUCAAGGAAACAAGGCCAUGAAUAUGUAAUAUUGUACAGGAUAUAUUUUGGUGAAGUGCAACUGAGUGGCUUGGGAGAAGGUUUCCAGACAGUCCGUGUUGGGACAGUGGGUACCCCGUUGGGCACCAUCACUUUGUCCUGUGCCUACAGAAUCAACCUGGCUUUCAUGUCAACCAGGCAGUUUGAGAGGACCCCUCCUAUCAUGGGGAUUAUCAUUGAUCACUUUGUGGACCGUCCCUACCCCAGCUCUUCACCCAUGCAUCCCUGCAAUUACAGAGCUGGUGAGGACAAUGCUGCAGUAUACCCCUCAGUGGAAGAUUCCCAGGAAGUGUGUACCACAUCUUUUUCCACCUCUCCUCCAUCUCAGUUGAUGGGUCCAGGCAAAGAGGGGGGAGUCCCCCCGCUGCCCAGCCAGCCAGCACACGGCACCCAAGCUGACCAAGAGAGGAUGUGCACCCCGCUGGAUGGAGGCCACUACUCAGCAGCUACUCCCUCUAGUAGCGAGGACACAGAAACCGUGUCCAACAGCAGCGAGGGGAAGGGUGGCUCCCCACGGGACCUUCUGGAGACCAUCUUUAUCAGGAAGGUGGGAGCUUUUGUCAACAAACCCAUUAACCAGGUGACCAUGGCCAACUUAGACAUUCCUUUUGCCAUGUUUGCUCCCAAGAAUGUUGAGCUGGAAGAUAACGACCCCAUGGUCAAUCCUCCUGAGUCCCCAGACACUGACUCUCCUCUCCAAGGCAGCUUACACUCAGAGGGCUCCAGCGGCAGCAGCACAGGGAACACCCACGACGACUUUGUGAUGAUUGACUUUAAACCAGCAUUUUCAAAGGAUGACAUCCUUCCAAUGGACCUGGGGACGUUCUACCGGGAGUUUCAGAACCCCCCUCAACUCAGCAGCCUCUCCAUUGACAUUGGGGCACAGUCCAUGGCAGAGGAUUUGGACUCCUUACCAGAGAAGCUGGCAGUCCACGAGAAGAACGUCAAAGAGUUUGAUGCCUUUGUGGAAACCUUGCAGUGAAGCUCUUCUCCUGUCUUGCUGCAGCACUUCUUCCUCCUCAAGGCAUCCCAGACAAUGACAUCAACAGCUAACCUGUAUUGCCCCUGCUCUGCCUUCUGUCUCACUUUGACCAGUUCCUUUCAGCACGUGAGCUUUCUUUGGUUGCUCCCUUCAGCAGCAGAACCGGCUCAGCUGCUGCCUUUCCUCAGCUGCACCAUGCCCUGCCUGGGCUGCUUUUCCUGCUCAAGGUCAGCUGGCAAUUUCAGACUUCAGGAGGGACACAGGAAGUCAACUCCCAACCUAUGAAACAAGUUUUCUCCUCAGUCUGUGUUCUGUGUGGAGGGGCUUUGUGAAAAGUUGCCAUGUGCUCCCUCCAAAGGUCCUGUGGUGGAAGUUCCCUAGGUAGAGCUGCUUGCUAAGGAGACUUUUUUCCUCCAGUCUCUGAUCCUGUUAGAGCAUGGAGAGCUUUGGCUCAUUUCCAGGGUCCUUGAGUUCAGCAGAUCCAGCAGUUUUAAGCCCAGGACAUUCACUUCACAGAACAGGGUGUCUCAUCCUGACUUCAGCACGAGCACCUGGAGCCCAGGGGAGAGGCAGCAGCUUUGGGACCUCUGUAACACGAGUUGUCUUUUGUCUCCUUGUUGUGUGAGGAGCUGGGUCUCUGCCACAGCCCUUCUGGGGGAGGCUGCUUUCCACAUCUCCUUGGCCACCCCAAGGUCACCAGGGGACAGACCUGCACACAGGGGCUGUGCUGAUGCUGAGUUCAUGGGCUCUGCUUCCCCAGUGCAACUGUACAUACCAGGAAUCCUAUUUCUUUAGGGUUAUGUAACUAGGCCAAGAUUCUUUCCUCUAACCCUUGCAAACCUUCCUGCUUUAUGGUUACUAGGUGAUGAUCUUAAGACUGAAGAAAUAUUUAUUGCUUUUAAAGGAACCUUUCUGUACAAGGUGUUCAUGUGGGACUUUGGGUCCUGGUGCCCUGGAUCACUGCAGCCACGUGUGUGCCAGGGAACCCUGCCCAGUGGCACUGGGCUCUCUUUGCAGGACAAAUAGCUGAGAUGGAGAGAUAUUUAUUUUCUAAGACAGACUUCUAAUGUAAUGCUCUGGUUUGGGGACUGUGUGUCCAUGACAUCCAGUCAAAGCCCACGGGUGGAAUGAAGUGCACAGAGGAGUGGCAGGGCCUGGGUGGAAAGCUGUGUUGUGGCUGGCAGGGAUGAAUGUGCAGUGCUCUUCAGCCUUGCAGGAGGCAGCCUCUUUCAAGAAGCACAGGUUUUGGAGGGGAGGGGGGAAGCUCAUGGUACUUUGUAAUCAGGUGGCUUUUGAUGAGCUGAAGCUUUAUUUUUGUAAGGAUGUGGCUGUGGGCAGUGUGCUGGGCUGGCAGGGCUCUGGGGCUGCUGCAUGGCUGUUACCUGAUGCAAGGACAGGAGGAGAAACUGUAACACUAAACAGAAAUUUAGCUUAAGGUAGGUCUUCCUCUCCUCCUCCCACGUGUAACUAGAAUGAGUGACUCCAAGACCCCCUUACUGCCCUAAAGCACUUUGGUUUCUUUCUUUCUCUCUCCAGGAGUGGGGUUGUAUUGCCUCAGGACUGAGGAACCAGCUUAACUUCCUUAGGGGGGCUGAGUAACCAGCCUUCUGGCUAGUGCAGUGUGGCAGCUUCUCCAGCUUGGCUGCAUUCUGAAAGAGAUGGCUGGCACCUGCCAGGGAACCCUCACCUCCUCUCCCAAACACUACUUCAGUGCCACUGCUACAGCAAGGAGCCCAGUUCAGCACAGAGCUUAUUGUAAGGUCGGAGCAACACCAUGCUUUGAGCUUGACCAGCUUGCAGUGGGAGGCCACAUGAGCUCUAAAACUCUAGGUAAGAGCUUUACUGAGGGAAAGCUGCCCACCAGAACAUUUCAGGCUAACUCAACCCACUCAACUUCCCAAGCAACCUCACCCAGAAGUUGCUCAGUCCUUACAAAAUCAGAUGUAGAAACAGUGAAGCAAGCUUCCAAGGUAAAACAGCUCACAGGAGGGUUUAAGUUACAUGGGCUUGAACAAAGACUUGAUCCCCCCCAGCCAGAGCCACCUUGUUUUACAGGUGGAAGGGGGCAGGAGGUUCUCACCUCUGCUCAGCCAGUUGUAGGAAGCAGCUCACAGCUCACCAUCAGCUUUCUCUUCAUGGGCCAGUGGUACCACCUGGGCUGAGGUAAAAUGCUGGUGGAGGAGAACAGAUGAGGUUGACUUCCAUGUAGCCAGUGCUACUGCUGUCCUCAGAGAAGCUGUGGAGCUGGCAGCACGCUCACCAGUCCUGCUCAGCCUGGCCAGAAGGUCCCUCGAGCCAAACACUUGUGCUCAGAUGUUGAUUCAGUUCCUAACUGGGCUCCAGCUCCCACAUCUCAUGAGGCAGAACAUCAGAGUGGCAUGGGGUUUGUUUUCUGCUUCAGAAGGCUGGAAGUUUGCCUGUAUCUGCUGCUAGUGUUGAGCUGGACAGCCAUAGCAAUAAAGAGAUGCUCUAGGGCUGGCUUAGGUGCCUCUUUUCUGGACAUGCCUCAGUCUUCAACAUGUAGUUGCUCCAUCUGGGCUCUCCAGGGCUCUGACCAGCACAGCAGUGCUCUGCUGCUGGCACCUGCCACACACUGGGGUAGUGAAGGCUGGUGAUUUUAGCAGCUGCCUGCUCAGUGCUCCAUGAAGGACAGUCUGUAUGUAGCUGCUGGUUUCCAGAUCCUUUGGGUGAAGGAGAAGGCUCCUCAGUGAUAUUGUUUUGGGAACUGUCUCCAGUGUACUUCAAGUAUUCAGAAAAACUUUCCAAUAAAACUUUUAUGUAAGCAAA
Messenger RNA from Colius striatus (speckled mousebird), 4689 nucleotides. RefSeq names its product autophagy related 13 (gene ATG13). Lineage: Eukaryota; Metazoa; Chordata; Aves; Coliiformes; Coliidae. Gene Ontology annotation, cellular component: extrinsic component of membrane; phagophore assembly site; Atg1/ULK1 kinase complex. Gene Ontology annotation, biological process: piecemeal microautophagy of the nucleus; mitophagy; protein localization to phagophore assembly site. The record is from RefSeq and is a predicted model, not a curated record. The coding region runs from base 463 to 1902 and encodes 479 amino acids. The transcript has 16 exons.